CUUGGUCAUGAAAUUCUUCAUACCCCAAACAACAAACAUCCAUGAACCGGCGUUUUGCGAAUUCGAAUAUUGCUUUUUUACUUCAUUUCUCGUACCUACUUGGAGACACUUUACCCCCUUGGAAACCUGGAAAUCUGGAAAAAACAUUUUUGUUACAAAGGAAUCCCUAUACGAUUACGCAGUACAAAAAAAACACAGCCCUCGAAUCUCGCCACCUUUUUGAGUUUUUUGACUGGAUCCUCCCUGGUUUUGCGACAUGUUAUUAUGCCUUGUAUACGCAUCAGGCGAGAGUGUGCUCUACUGGACCGAAAACUUUCUUCAUUCACGGCCGACUUGUCAGCGACUAUAUACAUAUACCUACGCUCGAAACCGGACGAAGAAGGGAACGGACGGGGGAGGAAGGAAAGGGGUGGGUUGGCAGGGACAGGGCAGCAUCGGGGGGUAUGGGGUAAGGAGGGGAAAGGGGAAGGGGAAUGGAGAAACGGAGGAUUUGGACAAGAGCAUGUUUAGCAACUCUCUGUCGUUCUUAGACGACGCUGGACCUCCGCAGGGUCGUUUUUGGAAAUUGGUUCGGAGACAAAGGAAGGGAUUGGUGCGGUGGAGGAAACUCUUUGGGGAGGAAUUGCAUAUAAAAGACAAGACUCGUAGCGAGUCUUUGGUUCGCGCCCUUUCUUGUUGUUUUGUUCUUGUUUUUUUUCUGUUGUUUUUUCUCUCUCUCUCUCCCUCUCCCUUCUGGUUGCUGUUGUUGCUUUCGACUCUGAGAGAGCGAUUUUUAAACAACAAACCCCCUCAAACAAAGCAUUGCAUCGAGAGUUUUUGCGUUUGCGUACCUAUGUAUCUGGCAGCAUUUGCACUCUUUUCUAUUAUAUAUUCUUUUUCUGGGGUCUUUUUUCAGCCUUAUCAUCAUCGUUGUUGUCGUCGUCUGUCCCCCACCCGAUCGGAGAACUGGAUUCACCAAAUGUUUGGUUUUUGUCUUUUCAGUUCUGGUUGUUCCAUGGCGGGGGUUUGCUUGGAAGGGUUUUAUGGCGGCGGGAAGGCAAGGGAAGGGAAGGGACGUUUUUGUGGAAGGUGUUCUUCCAUUGACAGGCUUUGUUAUAUUUCUAGGGUGAGAUCCUUUUUAGCGGAGGAGAUACCAAAUGUGGAGAGAGAGAGAGAGAGGCGUGGUGGAGUGCCUUCUGUCUCUUGAGUUAUGUUUUCCUCGUAUAUUAGUACGUAUUAUAACUAUUGCCCUGAACUUGGUUUUCCCGGGCCGUGAUGUGGUGAUGAUCUUGUUUUGCGUGGAAUGAAGAGUUUGACAUUGCCCGAGACGUGUGAGGUUGAGAGGGGAGUUUGGAUGAUGAAUAUCAAGCACCAAU
This is a messenger RNA of Colletotrichum godetiae, 1355 nucleotides long. RefSeq lists its product as uncharacterized. The transcript has a single exon. Bases 257 to 1186 code for a protein of 309 amino acids. The record is from RefSeq and is a predicted model, not a curated record. Lineage: Eukaryota; Fungi; Ascomycota; Sordariomycetes; Glomerellales; Glomerellaceae.